Molecule: messenger RNA, 4387 nt
Organism: Lagenorhynchus albirostris (white-beaked dolphin)
Lineage: Eukaryota; Metazoa; Chordata; Mammalia; Artiodactyla; Delphinidae
Gene: LRP8
Product: LDL receptor related protein 8
Exons: 20
Coding region: 49-2946 (965 amino acids)
Molecular function (GO): calcium ion binding; protein binding
Source: RefSeq, a predicted model, not a curated record
GGCGGCACGGGGUGCGCGGGGAGCGGCGGCCGGAGCCCGGGGCCCGCCAUGGGCCGCCCCGAACGGGGCGCGCUCCGGCCGCUGGCGCUGCUGCUGCUGCUGCUGCUGCAGCUCCAGCAUCUCGAGGCGGCGGCGGAUCCACUGCGCGGCGGCCAAGGGUCGGUCAAGGAGUGCGAAGAGGACCAGUUCCGGUGCCGGAACGAGCGCUGCAUCCCCUCUGUGUGGAGAUGCGACGAGGACGACGACUGCUCGGACAACAGCGACGAGGAUGACUGCCCCAAGAAGACCUGUGCGGACAGCGACUUCACCUGUGACGACGGCCACUGCAUCCGAGAGCGGUGGAAGUGCGAUGGCGAGGAGGAGUGUCCCGACGGCUCGGACGAGUCCGAGGCCACUUGCACCAAGCAGGUGUGUCCCGCAGAGAAGCUGAGCUGUGGACCCACCAGCCACAAGUGUGUGCCUGCUUCGUGGCGCUGUGAUGGAGAGAAGGACUGCGAGAGUGGAGUGGACGAGGCCGGCUGUGCCACCUUGUGCGCCCCGCACGAGUUCCAGUGCAGCAACCGCUCUUGCCUGGCCGCCGUGUUCGUGUGCGACGGCGACGACGACUGUGGCGACGGCAGCGACGAGCGUGGCUGCGCCGACCCGGCCUGCGGGCCCCGCGAGUUCCGCUGCGGCGGCGACGGCGGCGCCUGCAUCCCCGAGCGCUGGGUCUGUGACCGCCAGUUCGACUGCGAGGACCGCUCGGACGAGGCGGCCGAGCUCUGCGGCCGCGCGGGCCCCAGGGCCACGUCCGCGCCCGCCACCUGCGCCGCUGCCGCCCAGUUCGCCUGCCGCAGCGGCGAGUGCGUGCACCUGGGCUGGCGCUGCGACGGCGACCGCGACUGCAAGGACAAGUCGGACGAGGCCGACUGCCCGCUGGGCACCUGCCGUGGAGACGAGUUCCGGUGUGGGGAUGGGACUUGUGUCCCUGCCAUCAAGCGCUGCAACCAGGAACAGGACUGUCCAGACAGGAGUGAUGAAGCUGGCUGCCUGCAGGAGUCAACAUGUGAGGGUCCCCGCAGAUUUCAGUGUAAGAGUGGCGAGUGCGUGGACGUCGGGAAAGUGUGUGAUGCUCAGAGGGACUGCCGGGACUGGUCAGAUGAGCCUCUGAAAGAGUGUGUUCUGCCAACAUCCCAGAGAAACAGGAGGCGGCCCAGGGGUAAAGAGGAGCAUUCCCUAAGCAUGGCUCAGGCUGGAGGGCUGAACGAGUGUCUGCACAACAAUGGCGGCUGUUCCCACAUCUGCACCGACCUCAAGAUCGGCUUUGAGUGCACGUGCCCAUCGGGCUACCGGCUCCUGGACCAGAAGACCUGUGGUGACAUUGACGAGUGUGAGGACCCGGAUGCCUGCAGCCAGAUCUGUGUCAAUUACAAGGGCUACUUUAAGUGCGAGUGCCACCCUGGCUACGAGAUGGACACCCUGACCAAGAACUGCAAGGCCGUCGCUGGCAGAAGCCCGUCCCUAAUCUUCACCAACCGGCACGAAGUGCGGAGGAUAGACCUGGUGAAGCGGGACUACUCGCGUCUCAUCCCCAUGCUCAAGAACGUCGUGGCGCUGGACGUUGAAGUUGCCACCAAUCGCAUCUACUGGUGUGACCUCUCCUACCGCAAGAUCUACAGCGCCUACAUGGACAAAGCCAGCGACCCGGCGGAGCAGGAGGUCCUCAUUGAUGAGCAGCUGCACUCUCCGGAGGGCCUGGCAGUGGACUGGGUCCACAAGCACAUCUACUGGACCGACUCGGGCAACAAGACCAUCUCAGUGGCCACAGUUGAUGGCAGACGCCGCUGCACUCUCUUCAGCCGUGACCUCAGUGAACCCCGGGCCAUUGCCGUCGACCCCCUGCGAGGGUUCGUGUAUUGGUCUGACUGGGGGUACGAGGCUAAGAUCGAGAAGUCUGGGCUCAACGGUGUGCACCGGCAGACACUGGUGUCAGACGGUAUUGAGUGGCCCAACGGAAUCACCCUGGAUUUGCUGAACCAGCGCUUGUACUGGGUGGACUCCAAGCUGCACCAGCUGUCCAGCAUUGACUUCAGCGGAGGCAACAGGAAGAUGCUGAUUUCCUCCCCUGACUACCUGAGCCACCCUUUCGGGAUAGCUGUGUUUGAGGACAAGGUGUUCUGGACAGACCUGGAGAACGAGGCCAUUUUCAGUGCAAAUCGGCUCAAUGGCCUGGAAAUCUCCGUCCUAGCUGAGAACCUCAAUAACCCACAUGACAUUGUCAUCUUCCAUGAGCUGAAGCAGCCACGAGCUGCAGAUGCCUGUGAGCUGAGUGCCCAGCCCAAUGGAGGCUGUGAGUACCUGUGCCUUCCUGCUCCUCAGAUGUCCAGCCACUCCCCCAAGUACACUUGUGCCUGUCCUGACACAAUGCGACUGGGCCCUGACAUGAAGAGGUGCUACCGAGCACCUCAGUCUACCUCAACUACAACGUUAGCCUCCACCACAACGAGGACAGUAGCCGACACCACCAGAGCUCCUGGGACCACCGUCCACAGCCCCGCCUACCAGAACCACAGCACAGAGACACCGAGCCUGGCAGCAGCGGUCCCAGGCUCAGUUAGUGUCCCCAGGGCUCCCAGCAUCAACCCAUCUACCCCAAGCCCUGCAACCAGCAACCACUCCCAGCACUAUGGGAAUGAAAGUGGCAAGAUGGGCUCAACAGUCACUGCUGCUGUCAUUGGGAUCAUUGUGCCUAUGGUGGUUAUAGCCCUGCUGUGCAUGAGUGGCUACCUGAUCUGGAGAAACUGGAAGCGGAAGAACACGAAAAGCAUGAAUUUCGACAACCCUGUAUACAGGAAAACAACAGAAGAAGAGGAUGAGGAUGAGCUCCACAUAGGGAGGGCUGCUCAGAUUGGCCAUGUCUAUCCAGCACGAGUGGCAUUAAGCCUUGAAGAUGAUGGACUGCCCUGAGGAUGGGACCACUCCCUUCGUGCCUCACGGAAUUCAGUCCCAUGCACUACACCCUGGAUGGUGUAUGCCUGGAUGGAAGGGUUUCUGUACAUGAGUCUGUGUGUCUGUGUGUGUGUGUGCGUGUGUAAUUUUUUUUAAUUUAUAUUGCGGAAAGGUAACCACAAAGUUAUGAUGAACUGCAAACAUCCAAAGGAUGUGAGAGUUUUUAUAUGUAUAAUGUUUUAUACACUUUUUAACUGGUUGCACUACCCAUGAGGAAUUCAUGGAAUAGCUACUGCUGAGUGACUAACGUGAUGUACAUAACCAAAUGGGGCCGAUGGUACAGUAGCUUACUCAUCAUUUAAAAAUUAUAUUUACAGAGGGUAUUUGGUUUUGGGGGGCUUUUUUAGGUUUGAGAGGUUUUUUUUUUGUAAAUAGAAUGAUUAUGCUUUGUGGCUAUCCAUCAACAUAAGUAAAACGAAGAAAACACUUCAACUCCCUCUCCCGUUUAGAUUAUUUAUUAACAUAUUUCAAAAAUAAGAUUAGUUCUAUAAGUAAUUUAGAGAGGUGAGAGUAUUUAUUUUUGGUAUGAUUGGCCUACCACCCGGACUCUGUGUGCAUUUAUGUUUAUGUGCGUAUGUGAGUGAGAAAGAAAAAUCUGUAGAGAAGAGGCACACCUAUGGCUGUUGUUCAGAUACAUAAAGAUAAAUAUAUUUUAAAACAGUCCACAAGAAGGGUUAUCUGUAGUUUUCAGAGAAGCCUUUGGAAAUUUGGAUCAGAAAAGAGAUACCAUGGUUUGUGCAAACAUGCAGUGGGGAGAGGUAGAUCUUUUCUGCCUCUGGCUGUCCUUGGGAUUCCAAUCAGUCAGCAAAAGGCCCUCAGCUCACCCGUGGCUACUGUGGUUCUCUUCUGUGGCUAAAGCCAGUGUACAGACUUCACACAGUACCCAAAGUUCCCGUGAGCUCAGGUGAGAACAUGCCUGAACCUUGGCUACUCCUUGUUUUAAAGUUCAGCAUUUCAAGUAACUUCAUUUUCUUUUAGGACACUUGGGUUGAAUUCACUGUUUCCUCUGAAGCACACUGAGGGUGCCAUCCUUACUUAUAGAGAGCUAAAUGGAGAUGUUUCUUGAACAGCCCAAGUUUACUGUUGGGCCUGGCUCAGGCACUGACCUCUGAGUAUGCUAUGGGUUGAGGAUGAGAAUGGAGGAACAGGUUUUAUUACAUCUCUAUUUCUCCCUUCCCCUUUCUCUCUACCAUUUCCUUUAGGUGGAGAAAACAAUUUAAAGUGAUACAUAGGUUUGUUGCCAUCAUGUGUUCACAUAGAUGAAACUAAUAAGAAAAAGUGGCCAAACCUAAAGUCCUGUUUGAGGGGGAAACGGCGUACACAAUACUAUAGUAUAUUGGAUAUAUAUGUUCACACAGGGAUUUGGUUCACUGCUUUGUAAAUAAAAGGAGAAACUCUG